AUGACUCCUACUUUAGCCGUUGUAAAGAUUACGCCUAAGACGGGUUUGCCCAUUCGAAUUUUCAUCAAUCGAAAAGAGGUUCUGAGCAAGCACAUUUCUGGAUCUGCAAGACCUAUAUUUGAAGCUCCGUUGUUGUCGAAUAAUGCUAUUGUAAGGUUAAAGUCGCCAUCAGUGAGGAUUCAUUUGUCAAAUGAAGAUUCCAGGGACCUUUGUAACGAACUCCGUGAUGAGCUUCUUUUCAUUGUGCAUGAAUUUGGUUCAGAGACUAUACAAAAUGAGUUACUCAAGAAGCUGAAGGUUGGCAGUGCGAUGGACUUCCAGGAAUUAAUGCAGGUGGUCAAAGGGAAUGCCGGUUUGCAGCGCAAUGCAUCUAGGAAUGACGAUAAUCCUCUUGCUGGGUUGGAGUUCCACACUACGAUCAUUGAGAGGAUUGAUAAGAAUAAGUUUACGUUGCUCUUUAAGCAUAACUGGGAAGCAAACAUCAUUAUAUGCGAUAUUAAACGGCUUGUAAAAUGGAGGAAGCUGUUGUGUUGGACAGCAUUUGUUAGCAAUGUAUCUGGCAUACCCUUAUUAUCCUCACAAGAAAGCCCUCAUAUUAUAGUUCGAGGAGCGGUUGAGACAACUGAACCUGCUGCUGAGAUAUUGCAAGAAUCAGAUGAGGAAGAUUCCAGCUCUCGGUUGAUACUGGUGAACGAUGACCUCGCUAAUCGACAAGAUCUUGGUGAUGGGGAACAGAAGCCUGUCGUGGAGUACAACUACGAACCAUUGAUCAACCUCGGCAGCGGAAUAGAUGUGCAUGUACUACAGCGACCUCAGCGCCAUAGAAGACAGCCACUUUCAUGA
Messenger RNA from Eremothecium cymbalariae DBVPG#7215, 843 nucleotides. RefSeq names its product DNA-binding protein SAW1 (gene SAW1). Gene Ontology annotation, biological process: double-strand break repair via single-strand annealing, removal of nonhomologous ends. The record is from RefSeq and is a predicted model, not a curated record. NCBI's taxonomy places the organism in Eukaryota, Fungi, Ascomycota, Saccharomycetes, Saccharomycetales, Saccharomycetaceae. Bases 1 to 843 code for a protein of 280 amino acids. Gene Ontology annotation, molecular function: flap-structured DNA binding. The transcript has 2 exons.